AUGAUGGAAAAGACCGCUGAAUGCCUCGGAAUAACGCCAGAUGUCAUUUAUACUGAGGCGAAAAUGAAGGUAUUGACCACCCCUAAAUUAGCAGUUUUCGAAGACGAAGAGAAGGCACGAUUACUCAAAGAGCUGCUCAAUAGUACGAAUCCGGACGAUCUACAAGCAGCGAAUCGUCUUAUCCAAUCUCUAGUAAAAAGU
Cooperia oncophora is the source of this 201-nucleotide messenger RNA. Lineage: Eukaryota; Metazoa; Nematoda; Chromadorea; Rhabditida; Trichostrongylidae. The record is from the annotation of a GenBank genome assembly.